Ceratotherium simum simum (southern white rhinoceros) is the source of this 1034-nucleotide messenger RNA. Its product is annotated as nmrA-like family domain-containing protein 1. Gene Ontology annotation, cellular component: nucleus. The record is from RefSeq and is a predicted model, not a curated record. NCBI's taxonomy places the organism in Eukaryota, Metazoa, Chordata, Mammalia, Perissodactyla, Rhinocerotidae.
CUCGAAGAGAAACUGCAUUUCAGCUACUGUUGCUGCUCUGAGGGAGGUUCUGCUACUCCAUUAACUCUUUCUUUGUCCAGUAACAUGACCAGCAAGCAAGUAAUCACAGUAUUUGGAGCAACAGGAGCUCAGGGUGGCUCUGUGGCCAGGGCCAUUUUGAAGAGCAAAAAGUUCUCUGUGAGAGCACUGACCAGGGAUGUGACUAAACCAAAAGCACAGGCGCUCCGGGACCUUGGCAUCGAGGUGGUCAAAGGCGACCUAAAUGAUAAAGCAUCAGUGGAAGCCGCCUUGAAAGGUGCCUAUGGGGCCUUCCUGGUGACCAACUUCUGGGACCAUUUCAGCAAAGAGAAGGAAUUGAAUCAGGGAAAGCUGGUGGCGGAUACUGCCAAGCGCCUGGGUCUGAAGCACGUGGUGUUCAGUGGCCUGGAGAACGUCAAGCGCCUGAGCGGCGGGAAGUUGGAAGUGCCACAUUUUGACGCGAAGGGAGAGGUGGAGGAGUAUUUCUGGUCCAUUGGCGUUCCCAUGACCAGUGUCCGCGUGGCAGCUUACUUUGAAAACUUUUUCACUGCGUGGAAGCCCGUGAAAGCCUCUGAUGGAGAUUACUACACCUUGACACUGCCUAUGGGGGACAUACCGAUGGAUGGUAUCUCUGUUGCUGAUGUUGGAGCAGUCGUCUCUAGCAUUUUUAAUUCUCCAGAGGAGUUUUCAGGCAAGGCCGUGGGUCUCAGUGCAGAAGCGCUAACACCACAGCAAUAUGCUGAUGUUUUGUCCAAGGUUUUGGGGAAAGAUAUCCGAGAUGCAAAGAUCACCCCGGAAGCUUACGAGAAGCUGGGAAUUCCUGUAGCGAGGGAAAUUGCCAACAUGUGUCGUUUCUAUCAGACAAGGCCAGACCGUGAUGUCCAGCUCACCCACCGACUAAACCCCAAGGUGAAAAGCUUCAGCCAGUUUAUCUCAGAGAACCAGGGGGCCUUCAAUGGCCUUUAAGCUGUUCAAACAGGCCCUGACCACAUAACCUCCUUCCUCUCUGAUCCUAU